AUGCCGGAGCCCGGGCCGGACGCCCCCGGCACCGCUAGCGCGCAGCCCCCACCGCCGCCUCCCCCGCCUCCCGCGCCCAAGGAGUCCCCGUUCUCCAUCAAGAACCUACUCAACGGAGACCACCAUCGGCCGCCCCCUAAGCCGCAGCCGCCCCCACGGACGCUCUUCGCUCCGGCCUCAGCCGCCGCUGCCGCGGCAGCCGCCGCGGCCGCUGCGGCCAAGGGAGCCUUGGAGGGAGCCGCGGGCUUCGCGCUCUCGCAGGUGGGCGACCUGGCUUUCCCCCGCUUUGAGAUCCCGGCGCAGAGGUUUGCCCUGCCCGCGCACUACCUGGAGCGCUCCCCGGCCUGGUGGUACCCCUACACCCUGACCCCCGCCGGCGGCCACCUCCCGCGACCUGAAGCCUCGGAGAAGGCCCUGCUGCGAGACUCCUCCCCCGCCUCGGGCACCGACCGCGACUCCCCCGAGCCGCUGCUGAAGGCCGACCCCGACCACAAGGAGCUGGACUCCAAGAGCCCGGACGAGAUCAUUCUGGAGGAGAGCGAUUCGGAGGAAGGCAAGAAGGAGGGCGAGGCGGCGCCGGGCGCGGCCGGGGCGAGCGUGGGGGCGGCGGCGGCGGCGGCGGCGGCGACGCCGGGCACCGAGGACUGGAAGAAGGGCGCAGAGAGCCCGGAGAAGAAGCCCGCGUGCCGCAAGAAGAAGACGCGCACGGUCUUCUCGCGCAGCCAGGUCUUCCAGCUCGAGUCCACCUUUGACAUGAAGCGCUACCUGAGCAGCUCGGAGCGCGCCGGCCUGGCCGCGUCCCUGCACCUCACCGAGACGCAGGUCAAGAUCUGGUUCCAGAACCGCCGCAACAAGUGGAAGCGGCAGCUGGCGGCCGAGCUGGAGGCGGCCAACCUGAGCCACGCCGCGGCGCAGCGCAUCGUGCGCGUGCCCAUCCUCUACCACGAGAACUCGGCCGCCGAGGGCGCGGCGGCCGCGGCCGCGGGGGCCCCGGUGCCGGUCAGCCAGCCGCUGCUCACCUUCCCGCACCCCGUCUACUACUCGCACCCCGUGGUCUCGUCCGUGCCGCUGCUCCGGCCCGUCUGA
Molecule: messenger RNA, 1086 nt
Organism: Rangifer tarandus platyrhynchus (Svalbard reindeer)
Lineage: Eukaryota; Metazoa; Chordata; Mammalia; Artiodactyla; Cervidae
Source: the annotation of a GenBank genome assembly